AUGUUGCGAACGUCGAUUCGAUCCGUGAGGGUGCUCGGCCACAGGCCUGCGGCAGCCGUCAUUGGCCGCCAAUGGCAGGCCGCCGCCGUCAGCCGGAGGCAUUUUGCCGACGAGAAGAAGCCCGAAGCACCCAAACCACCUGUCCUGCCGGCAUCAGAAACCAUCACCGCUGAGAAGAGCGCCGCUCCCGAGGUCGCCGCCGCCGAGCCGACGAUCCCCAAGGAGGAGGUUCCUCUCACUCCCCCGACACCCAACACCGAGGCCGUUGUGCCUCCUCCGCCCCAGACGCCCGCUGCCGCCGCUCCCAAGAAGAAGGGUUUCUUCCGCCGAUUGAGAAACCUCGUCUUGACCCUCGCCAUCCUCGGCGCUGUCGGUUUCGGUGGCGGUGUCUGGUACUCUCGUAUCAACGACAACUUCCACGACUUCUUUACCGCCUAUGUUCCCUUUGGCGAGCAGGCUGUCCUCUACCUUGAGGAGAUGGACUUCCGCAAGCGAUUUCCCAACCUCUCCAACAAGAUCAAGCCGAGAGAUACUGGUAACCAGGUCAAUGUUCCCGCCCAGAGCGGUGCCUCCUGGAGAGUAGCCGACAGCGGCGAGCCUGCCGGCCGUCAGUCCAACGCGGUCGAGAAGGCUCAAGCCGCCAAGGUUGUCGCCGUCAAGGAGGAGCAGAAGAAGCCCGUCGAGAAGGUCAAGGCUCCCGAGCCCGCCAAGCCCAAGUCCAAGCCCGCGCCUGUCGUCGAGGCCAAGCCUGUCACGACCAAGGAGGAGACUACCGAGUUCAAGGCCCCCGAGGUCAACGAGCCUUCGCGCUUCCCUCCGAUUGCCCCCAUCGACGCCCUCAAGAUUGAAGACGCGACGGAGCCGGUUGUGCAGGAUCUUGUUCACAUGCUCAACGACAUCAUCACCGUUAUCAACGCUGACAAGGCCCACGGUCGCUACUCUCCUACCAUCACCAAGGCUAAGAACGAGCUGAGCAAGGUCGGAAGCAAGAUCAAGGCCAUCAAGUCCUCGGUCGAGGAGAAGGCUGCUUCCGAGGUCCAGGCCAAGGUUGCCGACUUUGACAAGGCCGCCAACGAUCUGAUUGCCCGCGUCGAGGCCGCCAUGGUCGCCCAGGAGGGUCAGUUCAGGAAGGAGUUUGAGGACGAGAUGCAGAAGGUCAAGGAGAGCUACGACGCGCGCGUCAAGCUUCUGCUGGAGCGUGAGAAGCAGCUCAACGAGGAGCGUCUCAACAACCAGCUGCUGGAGCAGGCUCUCGCCCUGAAGAAGGAGUUCGUCGCCGAGGUCCAGAACCACGUCGAGUCUGAGCGUGAGGGUCGUCUUGGCAAGCUGGACAAGCUGUCGGCGGCCGUGGCCGAGCUUGAGAAGCUCACCACUGGAUGGAACGAGGUUGUUGACACCAACCUGCGCACCCAGCAGCUGCACGUGGCCGUGGAUGCCGUUCGUGCCAGCCUCGAGAACGCCACUAACCCCCGUCCCUUCACCCGCGAGCUCGUCGCUCUCAAGGAGAUUGCGGCUGACGACCCGGUCGUCAACGCCGCCAUUGCGUCCAUUAACCCCUCUGCCUACCAGCGCGGCCUGGCCAACGCUGCGCAGCUCAUUGACAGAUUCCGGAUAGUCGCCAACGAGGUGCGCAAGGCCUCGCUGCUGCCUGAAGAGGCCGGUGUUGCUAGCCACGCGUCGAGCUACCUUCUCAGCAAGGUCAUGUUCAAGAAGCAGGGUCUGGCCGACGGCAACGACGUCGAGAGCAUCCUGACACGCACCCAGACGCUUUUGGAGGAGGGCAACCUGGACGCUGCGGCCCGUGAGAUGAACGGUCUGCAGGGCUGGGCGAAGACGCUGAGCAGAGACUGGCUCGGUGAGGUGAGGAAAGUGCUGGAGGUCCAGCAGGCGCUUGAUGUCAUUGCGGCAGAGGCGCGUCUGCAGAGCUUGAAGCUGGAAUAA
This is a messenger RNA of Colletotrichum truncatum, 1941 nucleotides long. RefSeq names its product MICOS complex subunit mic60. Gene Ontology annotation, cellular component: MICOS complex. Gene Ontology annotation, biological process: cristae formation. NCBI's taxonomy places the organism in Eukaryota, Fungi, Ascomycota, Sordariomycetes, Glomerellales, Glomerellaceae. The record is from RefSeq and is a predicted model, not a curated record.